UUUCAAAAUGGGAAUUCGUUACAUUUUAAAUCAGGGAAUUUAGUAUUACAUUCAGUAAAGAUUUGGAGAAAAAGAAAAUGAGUUAUGUAUGUAAUUUGCUCCAGGACGGGGCUGUUUCCACGGGCCUGGGUGAAGAAGUCCUUCUAUUUCCAGGCCCGCGUCUCCUUUGUCAGGGUGAAGUACCUGUUCCUCACCUGGCUGACGGUGCUGGUGGGGAGCUGGGUGCUCUACGUGCAAUACUCGGCCUACACGGAGCUAUGCAGAGGACACCAGUGCAGAACCGCCAUUUGUGACAAGUACAAGAAGGGCAUCAUCGACGGGCCGGCCUGCAGCAGCCUGUGUGACAAGGAGACCUUCUACCUGAGCAGGUGUCUCUCCAGCCUCCCCAGCGAGCAGGUGUACGCUGGAAGCUGGGGAGACCGCCAAGGAAUCAUUCGCUGUCAUGUGGGCCAAGUGGGGCACGACGAGAUGGGCGAGGAACCGGAGCCCCGCAGGGAGGCCCCCGUGUUCGAUACCCCCACCAGAGGCACGUCGGUGGAGAAGUUCAGAGAAAUGGUCUUUAAUCACCUCAAGUCCAAACUAGGAGAGCAGAACAACCUGGUGGGUCUGGUCAGUGUGAUCCUGUCUGUUGCCGACGGCAACAGAGAUGGAAAAGUGUCGCUGCCAGAAGCUCGCUCCAUGUGGGCCCUCCUGCACAUGGAUCAGGUGCUUCUUGGCCUUCUGCUUCAGGAACGUGGACACACUCCUCGUCUUCUGGGCUACUGCGGCGACCUCUACAUGACGGAACGCAUCCCACACAGCCCCCUGUACGGUUUCUCUUGGCCGCUGGCGUCCUGGAUGCCCGCUGGCCUGCGGCUUACCAUGGACCAGUGGUUCACCCCCACGUGGCCUCGCAAAGCCAAGAUCUCCAUGGGCCUGCUGGAGCUGGUGGAGGACAUCUUCCACGGCACAUACGGCAGCUUCCUCAUCUGCGACCUGGCGGCGGCGCGCUUUGGCUACACCGACGGCCACGAGCUGCGUCUCACCGACCCCCGGACCGUCGUGCCCGAGAGCCAGUUCCAGCGCAGCAUGCGGGCGCUCAGGUGCGACUCGGAUGCCGACUGCGUGUACGGUACGGACUGCCGGACCACGUGUGACACGGCGAGCAAACGUUGCAGGGAGGAGCCGGUGCGGCCCAAUUUGGCCAAAGCCUGCGGCGUGCUGAAGGACUACCUCCUGAAGGGGGCGCCGUCCGCGCUGAGGGAGGAGCUGGAGAGGCAACUGCACGCCUGCAUGGCCCUCAAGGGGAGCGCCGGACAAAUGAACAUGGAGCACUCGCUGCUUCUCAACAACCUGAAGGCUCUGCUGUGGAGACAAAUAUCCCACACUAAGGACUCGUGAGCAGGACGAUGAGGAGGAACGUUCAAGUUCUGCCUCGGUGAGACAAGUAUUGGGACAUGGCUCUCAGUUCACGGACGGUCCUGUUAUCAUAAUUCAUACGCUAACUAAAAGGCUACCUUUUGUCUGACUGAGAAUACACAACUUAGAUCAGGGCUCUCAAACUAGAUCUGCUAAGGUCUAGUCGCUGUAGACUUUCAUGGAACUAUUUUACAUUUAGGCACUAUUUAGUUCCUGAUGAGAUAGUCCGACACUUCUGCUCGCUUACAUGGACGUUGUCCAAAGUCCUUUCUCUAUCUGCAUCGUUUUUGGAGUUUGUGUUCUUUCCUGCUGGAUUCAAGAUUGCCAGAGGCUAUUUAACUUUUGUCCACCAAGGGUGCAUCGGCUGCAGUUACACUGAACUGUCAAGUUAGGUGGAGGGCUUUAAAACAAUAUGGGCCAGCACACCGCAAGUAAAUGUGAGCCACAAGUACAUACAGGCCUUCAAGCCGCAAGUAAAUAUGGGCCACGAGUAGAUAAGGGCCUACGAACGGUGGACAAAUAUAGGACUGCAAACUGGACAAAUAUGGGCCUGCGGACAAGAGGUAAACAUGGGUCAGAAGUAGAUAUGGGCCUGUGAACCGUGGAUAAUUAUGGGAUUUUUGGGUCACAAGUACAUAUUGGCCUGCGAGCCACAGAUAAAUAUGGGCCAAAAAUAGCUAUGGACCACAAGUAAACAAGGGCAUGCGAUCCUCAGGUAAAUUUGGGCCUGCACAUAGAUAUGGGCCUGCGGUCUGCAAGUAAAUAUGGGCCAGCGUUCCAUGGAAAAAUAUGGGCCUGAGAGCGAGAAGUAAACAUGGGUUGAAAGUAGACAUGGGCCUGUGUACCAUGGAUAUUUAUGGGAUUUUGGGGUCACAAAUAGAUAUGGGCCUGCGAGCCAAAAUUAGAUAUGGUCCACAAGUAGAUAAGGGCCUGCGAGCCUCAGGUAAAUUUGGGCCUUCAAGCUGCAAGUAAAUAUGGACCACACGUAGAGAAGGGCCUGCAGUUUGAAAGUAAAUAUGGGCCAGCGGGCGAGAAGCAAACAUGGGUAGAUAUGGGCUUCUGAACCGUGGAUAAUUAUGGGGUUUUUGGGUCACAAGUAGAUAUGGCCUGCAAGCCAAGGAUGAAUAUGGGCCAAAAAUAGCUAUGGACCACAAGUAAAUAAGGGCAUGCGAUCCUCAGGUAAAUUUGGGCUUGCACGUAGAUAUGGGCCUGCGGUCUGCAAGUAAAUAUGGGCCUACGAGCGAGAAGUAAAAACUGGUUGAAAGUAGAUAUGGGCCUGUGAACUGUGGAUAUUUAUGGGUCCCAAAUAGAUAUGGGCCUGCGAGCCAAAAUUAGAUAUGGUCCACAAGUAGAUAAGGGCAUGCGAGCCUCAGGUAAAUUUGGGCCUGCUAGCUGCAAGUAAAUAUGGACCACACGUAGAUAAGGGCCUGCGGUUUGAAAGUAAAUAUGGGCCAGCGUGCGAGAAGCAAACAUGGGUCACAAGUAGAUAUGGGCUUCUGAACCGUGGAUAAUUAUGGGGUUUUUGGGUCACAAGUACCGGUACAUAUGGGCCGGCAAGCCACGGAUAAAAAUGGGCCAAAAAUAGCUAUGGACCACAAGUAAAUAAGGGCAUGCGAUCCUCAGGUAAAUUUGGGCUUGCACGUAGAUAUGGGCCUGCGAGCGAGAAUUAAACAUGGGUUGAAAGUAGAUAUGGGCCUGUGAACUGUGGAUAUUUAUGGGAUUUUUGGGUCACAAAUAGAUAUGGGCCUGCGAGCCAAAAUUAGAUAUGGUCCACAAGUAGAUAAGGGCAUGCGAGCCUCAGGUAAAUUUGGGCCUGCUAGCUGCAUGUAAAUAUGGACCACACGUAGAUAAAGGCCUGCGGUUUGAAAGUAAAUAUGGGCCAGCGGGCGAGAAGCAAACAUGGGUCACAAGUAGAUAUGGGUUUCUGAACCGUGGAUAAUUAUGUUUUUUUUGGGUCACAAGUAGAUAUGGGCCUGUGGUCUACAAGUAAAUAUGGGCCAGUGUUCCAUGGACAAAUAUGGGCCUGCAGGACGAGAAGUAAACAUGGGUCACAAGUAGAUACGGGCCUGUGAACCAUGGAUAAAAAUGGGAUUUUUGGGUCACAAGUAGAUAUGAGCCUGUGGUCUUCAAGUAAAUAUAGGCCUGCAGGCGAGAAGUAAACAUGGGUCACAAGUAAAUAUGGGUCUGCGAGCCACGGAUAAAUAUGGGCCAAAAUUAGAUAUGGACCACUAGUAGAUAAGGGCAUGCGAGCCUCAGGUAAAUUUGGGCCGGCAAGCUUUAAGUAAAUAUGGACCACGCAUAGAUAAGGGCCUGUGGUUUGAAAGUAAAUAUGGGCCAGCGGGCGAGAAGCAAACAUGGGUCACAAGUUGAUAUGGGCUUGUUUACCGUGGAUAAUUAUGGGGUUUUUGGGUCACAAGUAGAUAUGGGCCUGUGGUCUACAAGUAAAUAUGGGCCGGCGUUCCAUGGACAAAUAUGGGCCUGCAGGACGAGAAGUAAACAUGGGUCACAAGUAGAUAUGGGCCUGUGAACCGUGGAUAAAAAUGGGAUUUUUGGGUCACAAGUGGAUAUAUGAUAAAUGUUUUAUAUUGUACAAGAUCUUGAACGCUGGAUGAAUGACGACUCGCUGAUAUGAAGUCACUUUUUAACCUUGGAAAACGUGCAAUGAGCAGUUGUGUGCUCACCACUGCUGUGUAAAACUACAAACACCGAUUUUGCACUAUUUUGCUGUCACAACACAUGCCUUUCUUUUGUUUUUCAGUAGUUGAGUGGAAGGCCACAACAUGUUUGAAGGGACCAACGUGAAUGAACCAAGUAUAAAAUACAAAAGUGGAGUUUGUAACACAUUUAUUAGCCACGCGCUAACCGUCCCCAGCCUCGUGCUCUUGCGCUCGUAAGAAGCUGGCUUUUUUCUGGGCGACGCGGUUCUUCCUUUGCGCCAGAGACAACUUGGCGCGAUUCCAUCUGUGCGGAAAGAGGAUCCAUUAGUAUUCAAAAGGGAUGAGAAGCUUGCCAGUAAUUUCUUUGACUAAGUGUUUGACAUGGGAGGCAUGCACUGGUGGACUUAACAGGAAAUAAAUCAAACCCCACCUUUUCUUCUGGA
Messenger RNA from Entelurus aequoreus (snake pipefish), 4498 nucleotides. RefSeq names its product divergent protein kinase domain 1Aa (gene dipk1aa). Gene Ontology annotation, cellular component: nucleus. The transcript has 7 exons. The record is from RefSeq and is a predicted model, not a curated record. Bases 85 to 1380 code for a protein of 431 amino acids. NCBI's taxonomy places the organism in Eukaryota, Metazoa, Chordata, Actinopteri, Syngnathiformes, Syngnathidae.